AGUGUUUGAACCGCUCGUUGACGUUUGCCAAAACUCAAGAGUCACAGUCGUGACUUUAGACUUGCGGGCAUGUCAUGUGCGGUGUGAUCUCCACCUGUUCGUCCAAAGGGGGUCGAUUAGACAUUUGCAGUUACUUGCUUGCUUUCAUGACAACCCUGUGUCUCGUUAAGUCGAACCACCAUCAAUCGUAAACUUCGAGAUCCCCUCCGUCGCAUUCACGCAGCUCGAAGACAGAUUCUGAGCACCUUUUCGACGUGCUUCCAGCUUCGUCAAAAUCAAGCACCAGAUCCAACAUGUCGCUCGCAGUGAUUCUAGGUUCUUCUCGCGGCCUAGGACUGAACCUCGCACGAGGCCAUCUUCUUCGCUCCUCGCUCAACGUAGUCUGCGCCAGUCGAACGCCCGACGAGGCGCGCGAAGCCAUUCUCAAAGAUCUGCCAUCGGAUGCCAAGGACAGAUUGACCACUUUGAAAGCCGAUGUGACUAAAGAGGCCAGCUUUCAAGAGCUGGCUGGACAGAUCAAGGAGAUGGGAGAAAUCAGAACCCUUUGGAAUGUCGCUGGUAUCCUGAGACCGGAGAAGAAUUUGGCCCAGGUCGAUUAUGACGAGAUGCUGCGCCAAUUUCAAAUCAACACUUUCGCGCCUCUGCUCGCCAUGAAGCACUUGGUCCCUCUUCUGCCCAAGCAGAUCAGCAGAGGUGGGGAGCGCAAGCCUGGUGCUCCAGGAGGCACCGACUCUGCAUCAGACGUGGCUCCCAACGGUCUAGCACUCAUUGCCAGCCUUUCGGCAAGGGUAGGAAGCAUCGAAGAUAAUGGAAGAGGAGGCUGGUACUCUUAUAGAGCCAGCAAGGCCGCACAGAACCAAAUCACUAGGACUCUGGCCAGAGAGUUGACACUUCGAAAAGUGCCUGCCAUUUCCAUUGGCCUCCAUCCAGGCACAGUGAGGUCCGAGCUGAGCAAAGAGUUCACAGGAGGUCCAGGAGGCAAGGACGGUAAGGCUCCAGGUCCUGGAGAGUUUGAGGCCCCUGACGCGGCAGAGAACCUGCUCAACGUGGUUCGAGGCCUCACCGUCGAAGACAGCGGCGGUUUCAGAGACUGGGAGGGCAAAAAGGUGCCUUUUUAAGUGGCUCAUCCAAAGUCCUACUACAAAAGAUAUAGACAACUCGAGCAGAUGCGCAUUGCGAGCGACAUGUCACACCCUGCAGCACACGUUCGUGACGCAAAUGUGUAUUAUGACGAGAACGAGGU
Messenger RNA from Ceraceosorus guamensis, 1243 nucleotides. RefSeq names its product NAD(P)-binding protein. The record is from RefSeq and is a predicted model, not a curated record. Lineage: Eukaryota; Fungi; Basidiomycota; Exobasidiomycetes; Ceraceosorales; Ceraceosoraceae. Bases 294 to 1118 code for a protein of 274 amino acids. The transcript has 4 exons.